AUGGGGCUGCGCAACCCCUUCGCCUUCGGCCCCGGGCCCUGGGACCCGACGCACCGCUUCGUCACGUCGUGGCUCGUGUCGCCGCGCGUCCUGUUCGGCCUCCGCGCCCUCAUGUGCCUCUACGCCUUCGUCACGCUGCUCUUCGACAUCGGCUACCUGUGCGCGCACGAGGAGCUCGGCGGUUGCCAGAAGGCGCGCGACAGCUUCUCCUUCUUCACCGUGCUCACGUACUGGGGCAUCGCCUUCUACCAGCUCGCCGCCGCGCUGCACACGCUGUCGUACCUGGCCGCGCCGCCCGCGCGCGGCCCCCCCCUCGGCCGCUGGCCCCGCCCGCUGCAGGCCCUGCACGCUUUCUUCUACACCACCGUCGUCACCCUGCCCUUCCUCGUCACUGUCGUCUACUGGGCCGUCAUCUACCCCUUCGGCCGCGCCUGGUUCCCCUCCGUCUACGCCGCCUGGUCCAACGUCUCCGAGCACGCCCUCAACAGCGCCUUCGCCCUCGUCGAGAUCGCCCUCCCCCGCACCCGCCCCCCGCCCUGGCUCCACGCCCUCUGGCUCGUCGUCCUCAUGGCCCUCUACCUCGCCCUCGCCUACCUCAUCCGCGCCGUCCGCGGCUUCUACCCCUACGCCUUCCUCGACCCCGACCCGGCCCACGACGGCGCCGCCGGCCCCCUCGUCCCCGCCUACAUCGUCGGCAUCGCCGCUGUCACCGUCCUCGUCUUCGUCCUCGUCAGGUACCUCAUCGCCCUCCGCCGCUGGCUCGUCGAGGACCGCCUCGGCUGCCGCGGCAAGUUCGCCGGCCCCUCCCCCGUCCCCGUUCACGACGAACUCGAGAUGGGUCGCGUCUCCGGCCUCGAGUCUCUCGUGCAUAAGUGA
Molecule: messenger RNA, 876 nt
Organism: Durotheca rogersii
Lineage: Eukaryota; Fungi; Ascomycota; Sordariomycetes; Xylariales; Xylariaceae
Exons: 2
Coding region: 1-876 (291 amino acids)
Cellular component (GO): membrane
Source: RefSeq, a predicted model, not a curated record